UACGCGUAAAUGACCCGAAAGCUCCAUUGACUUGUGACUGACAACCCAAUUAGAUCUUGUAAAUGCUCAAAUCUUCUUCAUCAAAUUCAUAUUUCUUCUACUUCUAUGUAAAGCUUUGUGGAAAACAUGUCCAAAAGUCUCCAUUAUUGUCAUAUCAUAUCCUCAACAAUUCAAUCAACACCACACUUUGUGGAAGAAAGUCUUCAGAGAAAAAAAAAAAACAAAAAUCAGACCCCACCUUCUAAAUUUUCUCUUCUGAAAUUUCCACAUGCUUACUUGCUGAGUUUCACACUCACACCAUUCAAGUUAUAAGGUAUGGUUCUCUAUCCCCUGUUUCCCCUGUUUUUUUUUUUUUUUUCUGUUUUUGUAAAAAAUGAAGGAUCCCAAUAUAGAGGUAUCACAAAACAAGGAUGGGAUUUGUGUUUUUCAAUGUAAAGCAUUUCUCAAUCCCACUAGAAGUUGUAUCGGCGAUUGCUUCAAACUGUGUCCUAAUAUUUGUAAAACCCUUCUUGUCGGAAAUCCUUUUCCUCCUUUUUUCACAUCACCCCCGUCACCACCACUACCACCGCCAUCAGAAUUGCCGAUUUUUCCUCAGCCGAGUACUGAAUCUCAAAACAUAAACCAAAAGCAUUUGCUCAUAACUAGUAUAAUGAUUCUGGGUGGUUUGAUUUCUGCUGCACUUCUCGUUUGUAUUUUAUGUGUAAUUUUAAGAGUUGCGCGACGAAAUUCAAGAAGAUCAAGAAACGCGCCUCUGUUUUUUGGUACUCAAGAAGACUUUCUUGAUGAUUAUCAAGACGCAGAAACCGAUAAUCCUAUAUGGUACAUCAACACAAUCGGUCUACAACAAUCAAUUAUAGAUUCAAUUGCAGUUUUCAAGUACAAAAAAGAUGAAGGAUUAAUAGACGGAACAGAUUGCUCUGUUUGCUUAAAUGAAUUUGAAGAAGAUGAAAAUCUCAGGCUUUUGCCUAAGUGUAGUCAUGCUUUUCACAUUUCUUGCAUUGAUACUUGGUUAAGAUCACACAAGAACUGCCCUUUAUGUCGCGCCCCUAUAGUCUGCGAUAACUUUAAUGUUCAAAUUGAUUUAUCAAUGCCUACAAGUACUGAUUUUGGUAUAAGAGGAGAAACCCAUUUAGAUAAUAUUGAGAAUAACCAAGUAGAAGAAGAAGAGGGGACUAGUGAAGUGAGAAGUGGAGGAGAUGAUAUGAAUUGUGCAUUGCCAAUAGAAGAUGAAGCAAAUAAUUCUGCUUUGAACAGCAAUUGCAGUAGAGUACAAAGUGAUCUAGUUGAAGGUAGACAAACAGUUGAAGUAGAAAUGCAACCUACAAGGAGGUCUAUGUCAAUGGAUGAUUCUUCUGCUGUAGAAAUUUACAAGGAGGUAGACAAGUAUUUGAAAUCCAAGAAUGUUAUUUCAAAAAAUGGAAGUAAUGGAAGUUUAAGGUUUGGAAGAAUGAUGAAGAGUUUUUCAAUAGGGGAUGCAUUGCAAAAAAGACCCAUUUCAAUGAAAAGGUCAUUUUCUUCUAGUGGGAAGUCUUCUUCGUCUAGACAUAGCAGGAGCCAUGAAUCUGUUCUUCCCUUAUGAGCUCAUUUUCCUGGUUAGUCAAAUGCAGAACCAAUAAUUGGAAGGAUUUUGAAGGAUCAUAUAAUUUGCAUGCAUGUUUUUGUUAUUGCACCAAGUACAUAAUAUAAUCAAGAACAAUAUGAGUCUUGCUGGUAUCUUUUCAAAAGUGGGAAUUAUGGGUUUUGUUAUACAAUACCAGUUCUUCAAGAAUAAGAAGAAACAUAUUAGCUUAAGAUACUAUAUUUUUGUUGAUGGGUGUUGGAUUUAGUAGUUAUUGUAGUUAGACUCAAGUGAAGAAUGCAUUGUAAGUUCAAAAAGAAAAAAAGAAAAAAUUCUAAAACUAGACUUUGGCUUCAUAUUGUUCAUUCAUAAUGUCUCAUCUUUUGGUUUGUGAUUGGGCUUAUAUAAUUAUGAUUAUGGUUUGGCUGUAUAAGAUUUGAUUGUUUAUCACA
Messenger RNA from Jatropha curcas, 2010 nucleotides. Its product is annotated as RING-H2 finger protein ATL52. Lineage: Eukaryota; Viridiplantae; Streptophyta; Magnoliopsida; Malpighiales; Euphorbiaceae. Gene Ontology annotation, biological process: protein ubiquitination. Gene Ontology annotation, molecular function: transferase activity. The record is from RefSeq and is a predicted model, not a curated record.